Messenger RNA from Osmerus eperlanus (European smelt), 2826 nucleotides. RefSeq names its product glutamate dehydrogenase 1a (gene glud1a). Gene Ontology annotation, cellular component: mitochondrion. NCBI's taxonomy places the organism in Eukaryota, Metazoa, Chordata, Actinopteri, Osmeriformes, Osmeridae. Gene Ontology annotation, biological process: L-glutamate catabolic process. Gene Ontology annotation, molecular function: L-glutamate dehydrogenase (NAD+) activity. The record is from RefSeq and is a predicted model, not a curated record. The transcript has 13 exons. Bases 166 to 1797 code for a protein of 543 amino acids.
AAAACAGAAAGGGACGGAAUGACUGCUGUCAGAUCAUUGCGGAACCGUACAGGGCAGGGAGGAGUUGUUGUCUUCUUCUAAUUUUAAUUUCCCCCCCGACCCAUGACAUUGUCUCCCCCCACAUUUUAAGGAAAUAUCUGGUCAUACUGCCCCUAUAACGUCAAAAUGUACAGGUAUUUCGGAGAAUUACUUACUCGUGGAGCAAGCAGUGCGCUGGCCUCGGGAUGUAUCGACUCUGCUCUUCCAGCUUCCGCGUCCUUGAUGCGGGUGCGCCACUACAGCGAGGCCGUAGGAGAAAAAGAGGAUGACCCCAACUUCUUCAGAAUGGUUGAGGGAUUCUUCGACCGUGGCGCAAAUAUCGUUGAGGACAAAUUGGUGGAAGACCUCAGGAAUAAGGAAACACCUGAACAGAAGAGACACCGAGUUCGCGGAAUUCUCAAAAUUAUUAAGCCCUGCAACCACGUCUUGAGUGUGUGUUUCCCCAUCAAGCGAGACAACGGCGAAUGGGAGGUGAUUGAGGGUUACCGGGCCCAGCACAGCCAGCACCGGACACCGUGCAAAGGAGGUAUACGCUACAGCACAGAGGUGUCCGUGGACGAGGUGAAAGCAUUGGCCUCUCUGAUGACUUACAAAUGUGCUGUUGUGGAUGUGCCAUUCGGAGGAGCCAAAGCAGGGGUGAAAAUUAACCCGCGAAAUUACUCUGACAACGAACUGGAGAAGAUCACCAGGAGAUUCACCAUCGAGCUGGCCAAGAAGGGCUUCAUCGGACCUGGCAUUGACGUCCCCGCCCCUGACAUGAGUACUGGAGAGAGGGAGAUGUCUUGGAUUGCUGACACCUACGCCAACACCAUGGGACACCAUGAUAUCAACGCCCACGCCUGCGUGACCGGCAAGCCCAUCAGCCAGGGAGGCAUCCACGGCAGGAUCUCCGCCACGGGCCGCGGGGUCUUCCACGGCAUCGAGAACUUCAUCAACGAGGCCACCUACAUGAGCCAGCUGGGCCUCAGCCCCGGCUUCACCGACAAGACCUUCGUCAUCCAGGGCUUCGGUAACGUGGGCCUCCACUCCAUGCGUUACCUGCACCGUUUUGGGGCCAAGUGUGUAGGAAUAGGAGAGGUGGACGGAAGCAUCUGGAACCCCAAUGGCAUCGACCCCAAAGAGCUGGAAGACUACAAGCUGGCUAACGGCACCAUCGUGGGCUUCCCUAACUCCACGCCCUACGAGGGGAGCAUCCUGGAGGCCGACUGUGACAUCCUGAUCCCGGCCGCCAGCGAGAAGCAGCUCACCCUGAGGAACGCCCACAAGAUCAAAGCCAAGAUCAUUGCAGAGGGAGCCAACGGCCCCACCACCCCUUCAGCUGACAAGAUCUUCUUAGAGAGGAACAUCAUGGUGAUCCCUGACAUGUACCUGAACGCCGGAGGCGUGACUGUGUCCUACUUUGAGUGGCUGAAGAACCUGAACCACGUCAGCUACGGCCGCCUGACCUUCAAGUACGAGAGGGAGUCCAACUACCACCUGCUCAUGUCUGUCCAGGAGAGUCUGGAGAGGAAGUUCGGGAAGCACGGAGGAGCCAUCCCCGUGGUACCCACCUCGGAGUUCCAGGCCCGCAUCGCUGGAGCCUCAGAGAAGGACAUUGUUCACUCAGGAUUGGCUUACACCAUGGAGCGCUCUGCCAGGCAAAUCAUGCGCACGGCCAACAAGUACAACCUGGGCCUGGACCUGAGGACAGCAGCCUACGUCAACGCCAUCGAGAAGGUCUUCAAGGUGUACAACGAGGCCGGCCUUACCUUCACAUAGACAACCUGACCUACCUCCGUCUGUCCGUGCCUGUCCAUCCCGACAGGCCUCAGGCCGCCCCUAAUCCCCUUUCCCGCUUCACGCCAAUUCUUCAAAGGGCCCUCAUACAACCCUGAUGCAUCUUAUUGAGCGUUUACAUUUGACACAACAUCAUUAUUAUCAAAGCUUUUGUAUUUCCAGGAAGACAACACGCACACGUUUUUGUCUAGGUCCAGUGUUCUAUUAAAUCCUCAGCCCCCUGAGAACACUCUGUACCAGCUUUAGCCUUCAUUUCAAUAGGGCUAUUUUAUGAAUUUAUAUCAAUGGUUAUAUAUAUACCUUUAUAGUAAACCUAAUUAUUUUCUCAGUCAUUCCAUCUGUUACAAUCUAUUUUUACUAUUAGCAUUUACUCAUGCCUGCAGACACCAAAUACAUUCAGGUUGACAGCUUUUAUAGCCUAGCUCUUUGUACGAAGCCCCGCUCUGCUUCUUGAGCUUAUAACACCAUAUUUCCGUACACCACAUAUUACCGAUGGGUAGAACUAGUUCAAAUGACCUCUUAAGCAUAUCAGAUAUAUAUUCAGACACGUAAAGCCUUAAUAUCACAGGAUGAUUCCCUGUGUGGAAUGGAGCAAGUUACCACCACUGCCUGCCAGGAGCCCGCUGUUCUCACGUACAUAGGUUCUUAGGUCACCCAGAGAGACUUAUCAAAGAGAUGUCUUCAAAUAUCAAAAUGCAACCAUGUCUAAUAUUUGGUCACUUGCAAAGCAGACUUUGGUUCUCGAUGUACUCUGUUACAAGUGGAAAAUGAAUGGGUUUCAGUACUUUCGUUUUUUUUUGUUCUUUAAUGGUGCAGGAGUAGAGGUUUGUGUUUUCAUAGCGGUUCUAUUUUCAGCAUCCCUAGGGCAACUGGAAAUGUAGAUGGGAGGAAAUGUGGAAAACGAAUGGUUAUUUUUCUUUAUCAGCUUUGAUUUAAACCGCUUUGGGAUACUAUGUAAGAGAAUUUGUAUUGCUUUUUUGUUGUUAAACAAUUAAACCACAAAACGCUGUA